Messenger RNA from Piliocolobus tephrosceles (Ugandan red Colobus), 4669 nucleotides. It is a transcript of the gene OSGEPL1, whose product is annotated as O-sialoglycoprotein endopeptidase like 1. Gene Ontology annotation, biological process: tRNA threonylcarbamoyladenosine modification. The record is from RefSeq and is a predicted model, not a curated record. The transcript has 12 exons. Gene Ontology annotation, cellular component: mitochondrion. Bases 2694 to 3971 code for a protein of 425 amino acids. NCBI's taxonomy places the organism in Eukaryota, Metazoa, Chordata, Mammalia, Primates, Cercopithecidae.
UUUUUUUUUGAGAUGGCUGGAGCCGGGUUUUUUUGGUCUCCCAGGCUGGAGCAGAGUGAUGUGAUCCCAGCUCACUGCAACCUCUGCCUCCCGUGUUAAAGCAAUUCUCCUGCCUCAGCCUCCUGAGUAGCUGGGAUAAUGGGUGUGUGCCACCACGCCCAGCUAAUUUUGUAUUUUUAGUAGAGAUGGGAUUUCACCAUGUUGGUCAGGAUGGUCUCAAACUCCUGACCUCAAGUGAUCUGUCCGCUGGGCCCCCUACCUUAGCUUGAAUCUUCAUUAAUUACCACCCUUCUGUUUAGUUCUGUUUUAAUAAUAAUAUUAAUAGAAGAGGACUUAUAAGACAGUAUAUUCUAGUUUUGUAAUGGAAUUUACAAUUUGUUGUAUAUUGAGUCAAAAUUCUAAUCUUUACAUAACUCUUCAACUAUUUAAAUAUAACUUUUAAAUUUGUGUCAGCAGCAUGGAAUAAAUAUUACUAGAGCCUUCAUCAUUUUCGAUAUGAUAUGGUUUCAGAUUUCUCUCACUAUCCUAGUAAUUCUGCUCUAAGUUCCAGUUUAUUCCUUAUUAUAUAGCACAAGAGUUAAAUAUAAGAGGUGAUCAGAUAUGCUGUGAAAGAGUACCACUUCCCCUGUUCUGGGUGCUUUUUUUUAACGCUGCCUAAUACCAUUUUAGUUUUUUAUUUUGACAACUACAUAUCACUGAUUCACUAUGUCACUAAAAUCUUAAAUCUUCAAUAUAUAGUGCUGUUAAAUUAUGGUUACCCUUCACAUAUUAAAUUGAUUUAUUAAACCAAACUCUUAAGACAUUUUUCCUAUAGAACUCCAUCUUGUUAGAUUUUAGUUUAUUGAUUCAUCUUGUCUAGCUAAAGUUGAAUCUUGAUUUUCAUGCAGUAUAUUUCUCCUGUGUCUUCUAUAUUAUAUAUGUCAUCAAUAAGUAUCACCCAAAAAUAACCUUAUGCUAGUCAUGAAGAACACAAAUGGAGCAACCCAGUGUCAACCAGUGCAAUUUAAUAGUCUUUCUAACAGGAUAGAAAGAAAAGAGUAAUUCCCAAAACAGUAACAUGGAUAGUACAUGUCAAUGUGAGAAAUAUGAACAAGUUCAGUACUAAAAAGACAUGUCUAGGUAAAAUACCCUAAAAGGAGGUUUGGAGUAGUGCAAGGCAGGGGAGGGGAAGGUAAGUAGAAUAGCAGAGAUAAACUCUCUAUUGUGUCAGAAAGAAAAUAAUGAGAUGUAUCACAUUUUACUCCCUAAUCUCAGUUCCAGGUAAAAAUGAUCCAGUGAUUUAGCAAGUAGUUACGUUGGGUUUUAAAUUUUUCAUAUAGCUACAAAUGAAUGCAAGAGAAUUAUAAACAUCAAAGUCAGAAUCCUGAAUGUAUCAAGUAUAUAGGACACAGGGCUUCAACUGUAUUGGAUGAUUUUAUCUCAAGUUGAAUGUUGGCCUCACAGAAGUUGUUUAUAGUAUUUCCUUUUUUCAAAACCUGAAACAUUUCAUAAUUAGAAAAACAGUAAAAAAAACAAAAUUGGGUUUUCAGCGUAGUACUGUAAUUUAUUUCAUUUCUUGACUAAUGAUUCAAGCCCUUGAUAAACAAUGGUUAUGGAAUGACAUGUGUAGCUCUCAAGUUCUAACUAAUGUUAAGUUUAGCAGAUAAAGCAGUUUAUCACUGUGUCCGUUCACUUGUACUGCAUAAGUAUGUGCUGAUAAAAUAAUCUUAAAUACAAGGAUUUUAGUAAAGAAAUAAGCUACUUCAUUAACAUUGUAAAAUAAAUAGUUUUAAGAUGUAAAAUGUGAAAGGAAUUUACAGUGUAUAGAUUUUCUGACUUUCCAAUUAUGCAAUUAUAAAUUUUUAUUGAUAAUCUUAUUUUGAAAACCCCCGAGUUUUCAAAUAUUCUGCAUUUAUGUUGACUAUUUCACCAAGAUGAUAAAACAUGCAGUAUUUUCCUCAUUUUAUAAUUUUUAUAGUGAGAACAGAGAAGCCAGAUGAUUUAUUAGUUAUUGCUGGUAAAAAUACAGAGAUCCUUUGAAACAUUUGUCUCUCCUAGAAUUCUCAUCAAACCAUAUGCUUCUAACACAUUACUUAACAGUCAUGGGGAGUAUGUGGGAACGACAAGAGACUCACCCUCUCCCUUCCCUGCCAAAACCACACAUAGAUCCACACACUUGAAAAAUAAGGAAAUAAGAUCAUCUAGUAUGGAGAUUCCUCAAAAAUUAAAAUUAUAUCCAGCAGUUCCACUCCUGGGUAUAUACCAGAAGUGAAAGCAGGAACUUGGACAGAUAUUUGUACAUUUUUGUUCACAGCAGCAUUAUUCACAAUAGUCAGAAGAUGGAAGCAAUCCAAGUGUCCAUCAAGGGAUGAAUGGUUAAAAGAAAUGUGACAUAUACACACAAUGGAAUAUUAUCCAGCCUUAAGAAGGAGGAAAAUUCUGAUACAUAUUACAUCCUGGAUGAAUCUUGAAGACAUUAUGAGGCCAACAGUGCACCCUAGAGAAAAUUUGUGUGACCUCCAAAGCACCCAAACUCUGUGGCCCAGUUGCCUGUAAAAUGAGGACAGAAACGACUUCAUGGGAUUGUGAAAGAAAUUAAUCUACAACAGGUGCCUGUGAAGUGGGAGAAACGGUUUACACUGUCCGACCAGAAACACUUCCGUUCUCUGGGAAUCCGGCUAGGGGGAGCCGCUAGAUUCCAUCCUGUUUCUCCGAUGAAAGUAUCAGGAAUUAUCUAUAGAGUAAGUAUGCUAAUCUUGAAUAAGACAGCAGGAGUUUUUUUUAAACCAUCAAAAAGGAAAGUUUAUGAAUUUUUAAGAAGUUUUAAUUUUCAUCCUGGAACACUAUUUCUUCACAAAAUAGUAUUGGGAAUUGAAACCAGUUGUGAUGAUACAGCAGCUGCUGUAGUGGAUGAAACUGGAAAUGUGUUGGGAGAAGCAAUACAUUCCCAAACUGAAGUUCAUUUAAAAACAGGUGGGAUUGUUCCUGCAGUAGCUCAACAACUUCACAGAGACAAUAUUCAACGAAUAGUACAAGAAGCUCUUUCUGCCAGUAGAAUCUCACCAAGUGACCUCUCAGCAAUUGCAACUACCAUAAAACCAGGACUUGCUUUAAGCCUGGGAGUGGGCUUAUCAUUUAGCUUACAGCUGGUAGGACAGUUAAAAAAGCCAUUCAUUCCCAUUCAUCAUAUGGAGGCUCAUGCACUUACUAUUAGGUUGACCAAUAAAGUAGAAUUUCCUUUUUUAGUUCUUUUGAUUUCUGGAGGUCACUGUCUGUUGGCAUUAGUUCAAGGAGUUUCAGAUUUUCUGCUUCUUGGAAAGUCUUUGGACAUAGCACCAGGUGACAUGCUUGACAAGGUGGCAAGAAGACUUUCUUUAAUAAAACAUCCAGAGUGCUCCACCAUGAGUGGUGGGAAAGCCAUAGAACAUUUGGCCAAACAAGGAAAUAGAUUUCAUUUUGACAUCAAACCUCCCUUGCAUCGUGCUAAAAACUGUGAUUUUUCUUUUACUGGACUUCAACAAGUUACUAAUAAAAGAAUAAUGAAAAAGGAAAAAGAGGAAGGUAUUGAGGAGGGGCAAAUCCUGUCUUCAGCUGCAGACAUUGCUGCCACAGUACAGCACACAAUGGCAUGUCAUAUUGUGAAAAGAACACAUCGGGCUAUUCUGUUUUGUAAGCAGAGAGACUUGUUACCUCAAAAUAAUGCAAUACUGGUUGCAUCUGGUGGUGUUGCAAGUAACUUCUAUGUCCGCAGAGCUCUGGAAAUUUUAACAGACGCAACACAGUGCACUUUGUUGUGUCCUCCUCCCAGACUGUGCACUGAUAAUGGCAUUAUGAUUGCAUGGAACGGUAUUGAAAGACUACGUGCUGGCUUGGGCAUUUUACAUGACAUAGAAGACAUCCGCUAUGAACCAAAAUGUCCUCUUGGAGUAGACAUAUCAAAAGAAGUUGGAGAAGCUGCCAUAAAAGUACCACAAUUAAAAAUUGAGAUAUGAUUUCUGCUGUUCAAAAAAGUCCCUAAAGGGUCUCACUCUUGGACCUCGGCUAGUAGCAAGAGAUCUACAGUAGCAAGAUCACAACUCACUGCAACCCUGACUUCCUGAACUCAAGCAAUCCUCCUGCCUUAGCCUCUUGAAUAGGGACUACAGGUGUGCAUGUCCAUGCCCAGCCAACUGUAUUUCUAUUUUUUGUAGAGACAGGCUCUUGCCAUGUUGCCCGAGCUGGUCUUGAACUGCUGAGUUCAAGUGAUCCUCCCACCUUGGCCUCCAGAAGUGCUGGGAUUACAGGUGUGAGCCACCAUGCCUAGCCAAAAUAUUUCUUAAGUAUACAUUUUGGGUCUUAGAAGACUUAUACAUUUGUAAUAUUUAUUACUAAAUAUCUCACAGUAUUAUAAUAAAUGUCACCAUGUGAGCUACUUUGAAUCAGGCCUCUUGCACGCCAAUUUAAAAAUGUUAACUCUUGAUAUAUACACUAGUUAUACCACUCAUGUCAGUCGAUAAAUUUUAAGGUUUAAGUGCAGGCCUUCUUUUAUAGAAAUCCUACUUAUUAUUUGAAACCAUAACUCUGACCUGAUAUUAAAUUCCCGUAGACAUGCUAAGGAGUCUGCUUAGUAUCGAGAUCAAGAACUUCCAUUCAGAAAGAUUAUUCAGUUAUGUUAUUUGCAUAUUACCACUAUUAAAAAUAAAAGAAUUUU